CGUGCCCCCACGAGCAAUAACAUUAUAACAGUUCAUCACAAGCUCGAGUAAGGUUAGGUUGUUAAAUUUUCUUCCUUCACGAAUAAUGGCGUCAGGAGGUAUGAUUUUUUGCCCUUCACAUCCCGAUGCUCCUUUGGUAGAUGACUAUCGAGCCGGUGAUCAGAUUUGUUCCGAAUGUGGACUUGUUGUAGGGGACAGGGUUGUCGAUGUUGGUUCAGAGUGGCGAACUUUCAGUAAUGAAGCAGGUAAUGCAGAUCCCUCGCGAGUUGGUGCAUCCGAAAACACUCUGCUAAAUGGAACUAAUCUAACAACAAUGAUUGGACCCAGUACAAGUGGUGUCUCGUUUGAUGAAAAUGGGGGUACAGUGUAUAAGAAUAGACAAACGAUGAGCAGCUCUGAUCGGGCCCUUGUGAAUGCCUUCAAAGAAAUAAGCAACAUGGCUGAUCGUAUUAACUUACCCAGGACAAUUGUAGACAGAGCAAACAACCUUUUCAAGCAGGUUCAUGAUGGAAAGAAUUUGAAGGGUCACAGCACAGAUGCUAGUGCCUCUGCAUGUCUCUACAUUUCAUGCAGGCAGGAAGGUGUCCCUCGAACUUUCAAAGAAAUCUGUGCUGUCAGCAAGAUAGGCAAAAAAGAGAUUGGAAGAUGUUUUAAGUUGAUUCUCAAAGCCUUAGAGACCUCGGUUGACAUAAUCACGACUUCGGAUUUUAUGCCACGUUUCUGCUCGAAUCUUGGACUACCAUCAAUGGUUCAACGGGCCGCAUCGCAUAUCGGUCGUAAAGCAGUGGAGCUUGAUAUAGUUCCUGGACGUUCGCCGAUCUCGGUUGCUGCAGCAGCAAUCUACAUGGCUUCCCACGCCUCUGAUAAGAAAUUGACAAAGAAGGAAAUAGGUGAUAUUGCAGGAGUAGCUGAUGUCACCAUUCGCCAGUCGUAUGAAUUAAUGUACCCGCGUGCUGCAGAGCUUUUUCCUGCGGAUUUCAAAUUAAUAAUUAGUCAGCUUCCUCAACGUUAAGCGAAGUAGAGCUUUUUCAGUGAUUGCUACUUAUCCAUGCCAAUUGAUCUCUACAUCUUUUUUGAUAUGCUCAAAUAGUUGAAAACUUAAUCCGCAUCUGUCCAAAAUCCUAUCUGUUUCAGCUAGCUUGCAAUGUUGUUGACACUCCCGUACAAAAUUUCGCGAUAUUUUUUUUUCUUUGAAAAGUAGAUUUUAGAAUUUUUACGAUUACGGCGCGGUGUAGCAAUAAGGUGAGUUAACGAAAAUUUUUUAGCAGUGACUAAAUCAAAUUCUAGGUAUAUGGCUUUGAAAAUAAGCUUAUUGGCCCACGCAACUAUCACCAACGUUGUUGCUCUUUUCUUACUAUUCGGUUAUCGUUAAACUAACUACCACACUGCCUCUGUCAUCUUCGUUUCUUUAAAACAAAUUUUCAUGUUAUGGGUACAGGUCAUGUACUAAGGGACAAGCUUCCUGUAUUCUUCUGGUUAGUUGUCGUUUUGUUAUACACGUGUAUGGGCUGGAAUAGGUGCCACAACGGUUUCCUAACGAAUGCCGCUAUUUAUAUGUAUGUAAUCUAGAUUUAACCUAUCUAAAUCGGAAAACGAGUGCCUGUUAUGCUUACAUUGAGUUAUUACCAGACGGUCUCUUUUGUUUAAUUGAUGUCCAAUGUUCAUAAGCCAAGCUGAAGCAUAAGUUCGAAUCCUUUCGGUUUUGUAGGAGCUGAAUACAGCAAGAAAAAAAAC
Messenger RNA from Daphnia carinata, 1734 nucleotides. Its product is annotated as transcription initiation factor IIB-like. Gene Ontology annotation, cellular component: nucleus; transcription preinitiation complex. The record is from RefSeq and is a predicted model, not a curated record. Gene Ontology annotation, molecular function: TBP-class protein binding; RNA polymerase II general transcription initiation factor activity. Bases 86 to 1012 code for a protein of 308 amino acids. Gene Ontology annotation, biological process: transcription initiation at RNA polymerase II promoter; transcription preinitiation complex assembly. The transcript has 6 exons. Lineage: Eukaryota; Metazoa; Arthropoda; Branchiopoda; Diplostraca; Daphniidae.